AUGACCAUGAGUUGUGUCGUGGCAGGAGAGCAGACGCAAUUGGAGCUCGGGGCGGUAAGCAAGAUUCGGGUGGCGGCCACCGAGACCGAGUUUGCAUCGGCGUCUAAUGCGCACCGCCUCGCGGUCGCAGUGCCUUCUUUUGCCGGGUUCUGA
Messenger RNA from Saprolegnia parasitica CBS 223.65, 153 nucleotides. RefSeq lists its product as hypothetical. The record is from RefSeq and is a predicted model, not a curated record. The transcript has 2 exons. Bases 1 to 153 code for a protein of 50 amino acids. Lineage: Eukaryota; Oomycota; Saprolegniomycetes; Saprolegniales; Saprolegniaceae.